Molecule: messenger RNA, 4851 nt
Organism: Haplochromis burtoni (Burton's mouthbrooder)
Lineage: Eukaryota; Metazoa; Chordata; Actinopteri; Cichliformes; Cichlidae
Gene: syt8
Product: synaptotagmin VIII
Exons: 8
Coding region: 411-1520 (369 amino acids)
Biological process (GO): synaptic vesicle endocytosis; regulation of calcium ion-dependent exocytosis; cellular response to calcium ion
Cellular component (GO): dense core granule; axon; synaptic vesicle membrane
Molecular function (GO): calcium-dependent phospholipid binding; syntaxin binding; clathrin binding
Source: RefSeq, a predicted model, not a curated record
GUUUAUAAAGGGAUCUGUCAGUACAGCUCUUUUAGUUUUUCAGCUUCAGUCGUACAGUAAGUGGACUUUUUGCCACUAAGCACUUCCACAGUUUAAGUAUAUAGAUUAGAAGAAGGCCUGUCCCCUGGUAAAUCCUGGUUUUGAAGCUUUUGUUGUGUUUCCCCUUCUGAUUACGGGGAAAACAGAGUGGAUGUAGCUGGAGGGAGGAGAAGUUUCCUCUCUUUAAUCAGCAGUUUAAAGAUUGUUUUUAGGAAAAGUCCCUUUGUUAGAGAGUCCGUCCUUCCUCUUCAGUUAUUCUUCAACAGAACUUUUUUUUAAUCUGAGUGGUAAAGCACGGAAAACUAUCAGCCUUCGCCAGUCGCCUGUAUGGACUGAGCAGGGAUGUCAAAAUUUCUGUUAAAUUCAUCAUAAUGCCUCGAUGGGCGAUCUACACCAUCUUUGCAGCUGGCGGUCUGCUGAUUCUGCUCUGCUGCCUGUGUGUCUGCAUCAAGUGCUGCUGCAAAGGAAAGAAGAAAAAGAAGAAGAACGAGCAGAUCGAUCUGAAGGCGGUGAAUGGAAAAACAACCACAGCCCUGGUUCAGCCAGAUGUGGCAGAUGUUGAUUAUGGCUCAACCAAAAAGCAGAGAGGAAAGCUGCUCUACUCUCUGGAAUAUGAUGGGCCUCUGUCUGAGCUCAAACUGGGGAUCAAACAAGCCAGCAGCCUGAUGGCCAUGGACCUCGGAGGAACCUCAGACCCAUAUGUCAGAGUCUACAUCCUCCCCGAAAAGAGCAAAACCUAUGAAACCAAAGUGUUCAGGAGCACGCUGAACCCUGUCUUCAACGAGCAGUUCACCUUCCAGCUACCAAAGUCUACCCUCAUGAAGUCGACAGCUGUGAUGAAAGUGUUUGACUUUAACCGGUUUUCCAAACACGAAAUCAUCGGCGAGAUCCGGGUGCAGCUCUGCAAUGUUGAUUGGAAUCACAUCAUCGAGGAGUGGCAGGAGCUGGAAGCACCCGCCAAAUUUGAGGAAGAAAAUCUAGGAGAGAUCUGCUUCUCCCUGCGCUAUGUUCCCUCUGCCAGCAAGCUGACUGUGGUAAUCCUGGAGGCCAAAAACCUGAAGAGCAUGGAUGUUGGAGGAUCCUCAGAUCCUUAUGUGAAGAUGCAGCUAGCUCUGGACAAAAGGAAGUGGAAGAAAAAGAAGACGUCUAUCAAAAAGAAGACGCUGAGCCCUUAUUUCAACGAAUCGUUCGUCUUUGACGUGUCACUGGAUCAAAUCCAGAGGGUGAAUCUGGUGGUCUCUGUGUGGGACCAUGACGCCGUGACCAGGAAUGAUCCAAUAGGGAAGAUCUACCUGGGCUGCGAUGCCACGGGGAACCAACUAAGGCACUGGGCCGACAUGUUGUCCAACCCGCGACGGCCGGUGGCUCAGUGGCACAGCCUGCUGUCGGCCGAGCAGGUCAACUCCACUCUAACCCUGAAAAAGAAAAUCCCCAUCCCCAGCAAAAUGAAGGAAAGCGCUCAGCAGUGGUACCCUAAAUGAAACCAUUUAAAAAAAGGAGAGAUUCAAAUAUUUUUGAUAACCAUUUCUCCCUUUGUUCUUCUGAUAUGGAAAUUAUUGAAUAAGAUUACUUUGUAUUAUACUGUAUAUUAAGAUUUGUAAUUAUUAUUUUUUGGUAUCAAAUCAAAACAUGCUAAAAUAUAUUUUCUAACAUUUAUUUUUGCUUUAUGAACACAGUUUAGCCUCUGUAAGAUAGCUGUACUGAGUAAUACAGUUAGGUCCAUAGCUUCAGUACACACUUUCCCUCAGUACAACAACAACAUGGUGGAUUUUAAAUCAAACAGUCAAUAUGUUCACUCAUUAUUCCAAGACAAAUGAAGUGGAUAAAAGAGUUGAUUCCAAGUCUUGAACUUCUGAAUGAGCCUCAUUCAGUAAAUGUUUUUACCCUGUGAAAGACACGAGCUCGCACGUGAAACUUCUGCCAGAUUCAUGACGAGUGGGCACCGGCAUCGUUUGUGCUGGCUGUCUGCAAUCUGCAUACCAUCACACUUAUUUCUCUAUAUAAGGAAACAAGUUUAUCUCAAAGUGAAACGGGGAGUGAUGCUGCUGUAAAAGAGGGAAGAGGAGGAAAGCAGGAGAAAGGCUGACAUAAAAAAAGACAUUUUUUAAAUAAGAUUAUUACUACUAAUAAUUACUAAUUGCAAUUCAGUCAGUAUAAAGGUGUGUUUUUCUUGUGUUUUGUAAUAUAACCAGAGCUUCAUCAUUUGUUCAUGCAUGCAGUCUGGGGCAUUACUAUAUUUCUUCGUACCGUAUGAACAAAGGUACAAAAAUGAUAACAGCUCAGCAGCACUGUGAACACCAUGCAAGACAACUGAUGGUUGUGGAAUUCUUUCUAUGGUUAAAAACAACAGCUUUACAACAGCUUACCAAGCCAGGACCACUCUUAAGGAGGCAGGAGUAUCUCUGUCAAGGUCUACAAACCAAAGAUGUCUUACUGAAUGGAAAUACCGAAAGUUUAGGACAUGCUGCAAAGCACUGGGUGGCACUCAAGGCUAUACUCUGUGAUCAGACUCUGACAAAAUGCUACAAAACCGAUCGGACUACAUUUUACAGUGCAAAAGGAUGAUGAUACAAGGCUGACUGCAAAAGAAGCGACCCACGAGUUUGUCAAAGCAAAGAAAUGGGGAUAUUCUUCAAUUCGCCAAGUCAGUUACCCGAGCUCGAUUCAGCAGAGCAGCUUGGGUGUAAUUCCUAAACACUUAAUGCAAUAUUUUUGUUAAAGCCGUUGGAUUAAAGCUGAACUUCUCCACUUCAACCACAUCUUCACUGUUUGAUUUCAAAUCCCCUGUAGGCAAAGGCAAAAUUGCAGUUGUUGUGCCGGUUUCUAAAUACUAAUGGACCUGGAAAUGCAUAUCAUUAUUUCUUAUGUAAACACACUGAAAGUGAAAUGUAUUUUAGUCUACAAAACACAAACAACUCUAUAUGUUUUUAUUAAGAAAAGAUCUUGUUAACUUUCUACACAGUUGGAAUAUGAUCUAAAAGCUAGAAACAAUCGUUUAUGGACAAACAAGUCUGAGACUCUCACUCGUCUCCCCUGACAGACGACGACUCAAACAAAAACUGAGCUCAAUCAAGCCGAGUUCAGCAGGUGCCUUCUCCUGCUGGCUCAGGCCUCCAGAGACCGUCCUCAUUAAAUGCUCUGUGAAUGCACAGCUCAGUGCAUUCACAAAACGGGAGAUUUUCACUCUGUCAGCAUCUGAUGUUAAAACAUCAACUACGAUGAGCCUCUGUUGACUUGAAACUUUGAUUUCAUAAGCAAAAAUGACCCUACCUCUAAUAAAGUUUGAAAGCAUUGGAAGAUACUGGCUUUGAGUGAUAUAGACGCUUCAGCUACAGAUUGUUUGUUUGUUGGAUAUUUAAUGUUUCUCCAGGAUCAGCUGAAGCAAUAUGGCUUCAUGAUGUAAGACGAUGGGUCUAAAAUGGAUUCAGGCUGCUCUGUGGUUCCUCAAGACAAAAAAGACGCCAUCAUCUCGCAGCGUUUCAAACCUAAACCACAAUCGGUGGAGUUUAGCUUAUUGCUUACAAUGCUGAAUACAAAUAAUUAUUUUAAGAGGAUUUCUUUUUUCAGAACUUUCAAGGGAACUUCAGAAAACGUUCCCUGAAAGUUAUUUCGGGAAACCUUCAGAGCACCUUCAGGGGACCUUUCUGAAGGUUAUGCUGCAAAGCUCCCAAGACCUUACGAGGACCCUAAUCUCAACAGUCCCUUUUAAAGGUGCACUAUGGCGCAGAGCACCUGGAGGACCUUCUGUUGAACUUCUACAACCCUUCAAUCCCAAUAGAAGCUUUGUUAUGUUGUCACAUCGUCAAAGGACCUGCCUUAAUGUUCUCCGGUUGUGUGAAAAGCCCAGAGGGCCUUCAGAGAACUCAGUAGUAUUUUUUGGAGAACUUCAGGGAGCAAGAGCUUGUAGGUUCACAGGGAAAAGGAAGAAAGAUCCUUAUCAGAGUGGGAACGAGCUCAAGAAAGUCACCCCAGAUUGACUGAUUAAUUUCUUUCGUUCAUCCAUCCAUCCCCCUACAAUCGCCACUUACUUUCUCCUUUGCUCUUGUCAUAAUUACCACAGCCGCUAGAGUGUACCAUCACAAUAAGCUUCAAUAACAAAUGAUCUACGGGCUUGUAUUUUACUGGUCAACAUUAUAUUGCUGCUCCUGAUUUACAGGAGGCCAGUGAAGGCUCAGCAGACCUGAUAGGGACGAGCCAAGAAGCUUGGAAGCUCUCUUUGAAAUGUAAAUGUCACCCACUUAAGGACACACAAGAGCUUCUCUCCACUUUCUGUCACCUGCAGAUGACACUGAGAUGACAAUGGAAGGACACAUUUGUAGUCUGAGCAUUAGUGAUUUUAUUCUGUCUCAUUAAAAAUAAACGUUAAUGAAUACCGGGAACAUCAGUUGAAGGAAUACAAGUUGGAAAAAAAUAUUGCCGCACAUUUUUUAACUAACCUGUCAUUACUAGUGCAAUUUUCUGUUAGGGCAUCAGCAGCAACAGAGCCAGCUGAUGAAGCUGAUUAGGCUUGGCCUGGGUCUGGGUCUCUGGAGCCCCUACAGGUGUUUCCUGGGCAAAGAUUGUUGCUGAACAUACUGGACAACACCUCACAUCCCCUAAAGGACCUACCGGUCAAACAGCAAAGUGUGUUCAGCAGCAGCCUCCUUCAACUCUGCUGCAAUUACAACAAAAAUCUUACUCACUCCACCUAAAAUGGGGGAUUUGUGUCUUCUCCGAGCAGCGAUCUUUCACUUGUUAGACGAAUUUGCAAACCUUUACACCAGGGGUCCCCAAUCCCGGUCAACGAGGGCCGGUGUCCCUGCAGGUUUUAGA